CUUAAGUCCAUUGCAAAUCCCUUGUUUGUUUUAGGAAACUUUUAGCUUUCAUCAACAAAAGGCAAGACCCGUACAUACAGACACGGCAAUUCUUCUUUAGGUCCUCCUUUGGGGUGUUUUUUAUCUUUGGAAUUUCUUGCUUCAGUUCUAAUAGUUAGUUUUAUUGAAGAUUAGACAUUUGAAUCAAGGUUUUGUCGGUUUAUCCUAUGCUUGUCAAAAAGGUCGGCUCUCCCAGUGACUACAUUCCCAGUGUUGACUAAAAAUGUCAGACCCAGUCUCUAAUAUAGAGACAAAUAAUCAAAGUUCUACUUAUAGGAAAAGACAUCGUAUCCCUGCUAGUUGUUCAGUUUGUCGAAAACGUAAAUCAAGAUGUGAUCGGAAAAAACCAACAUGUACCACUUGUAAGAAGAAAUCCAUUGCCCAUUUAUGUUAUUACGAAUCGGAUUCCCAAAGUUUGGAUUCAUUAGCAGAUUCAAAUAAAAGAAAAAAUGAAGAUACCAUAUAUCUACAGCCAACUGCUCCUAUUGAUCAGCCUUAUCCCAAUGGGCCUCCUCAUCACCAUCACUUGAUUCCUCAACAACUCCAACCUCCCCACCAAGUGCAACAUCCUCAUCAACUACAGCAGUCCCAUCAACUACAGCAGUCCCAUCAACUACAGCAGCCCCAUCAACUACAGCAGCCCCAUCAACUACAGCAGCCCCAUCAACUACAAGCUUCACCCCCACUCCAUCCCGCUGCUGCUACUGGGUUCCCACCGUAUCAACAUCAUCAAUACUACCCUCCAGGUCCUCCUCCUCCUCCUCCACCACACUAUUACCCUGCUCCACCUCCUCCAAACGCUUCUGCUAACUUACCUCCACCUGUUUCUAAUUCAGCUUCUCAAAGUGGUUCAAGCCAAGCUCUCGGGCCCUUUCCCCCUAACCCAACUAAAUAUAUGAUGCAGCAAGACCUGGGGUUCAGAUGGGAUCCUUCAAAACCUCGUCAGAAAAACUCAAUCACUCAUUCAUUCUCAUCCAAUUCUCCCUCUGAUCAGUCUCCUGCUUCGAAUUUUGAAUCUUAUCAAUUAUCAGGCUCAAAUAACACAACUCCGAGCUACCUUGGAAAUCCACCUAUAACUGGAUCUCCAAGUAGUCUACCUCCUCCUCAAGCUUCAAUACCUUCUCAAAGGCAUUCAUUGCCAACUCAAAGUACAACGUACCCCUCGGAUUUACCAUUACCAAACUCCAUAAACCACUUGGUGGAUUCAACUAGUCAACCCCCAGUAGAGAAAAAAGAACUGAUUCAUAUCAUUCAUCCUACUGUUGAUCAAUAUAAUGGCAAGUUCGACCUGAUUUCUCACCCUCAUUUACAUUCUCGAGAUCAUUCUCAGUCUUCAAAUACUGAAUUGGUGGAUGUUUCGAUUGGGCCUAACUCCUGGUUAAAAUUAGAUCCAAAUGAUAUAAUGGAAAAUUAUUCCAGAGCUAAUGCAAGUUUAUCUGUCGAAGGGCCACUUUGGCAAACUCAUGGUGCAAUCUCAUACAUUGGUAUAACAAAAAAUGAUCGGUAUAUUACUCUAUUAAGAGCUUAUUUUGUUAGGUUACUCCAAACUGGUGAAAUGUCGCAAUUCAUCAUGGAUGAGUCUAUAAAAUAUCAAAAUCGUGAAUCAAAAGCAUCGAAAAAGCAAGAGUCAGAAGAAAUACCUAAUCGACAUAAUGGAAAUGAUAAUGACCACACUAAAGGUGAAACCAAUGAAUCUUCUAAACAUUUGUUUGAUCCCAAAGAUGUUGUUAAAAAACAAAAGUCAAAACGUCAUCAGGAUGAAGUUACUGCUGAAGACGCUCUUCUUAUAACUAAAAUUACCGCUCAAAAUGAAUUAUCCGAUUCCGAAUCUAAAAUUGACUUGGGUUUACCCAAGAUUAUCCCUGGACUAUCUUCUUUGUACUCUGAUUUCUCAGCAAGAGAUGACUAUUAUUCGAUUGUUGAACAAUGCAUACUAACCAUAUUACCUUCUCAAAAAGUAACGUUUAUGUUGUUUUGUCGGUUUUUCAAAUAUGUUAGCCCAUUUUGUCCAGUGGUGGAUGAACAUGGCUUACUUCUUGAAAUGAAUAGUAUCUUUACUGAAGAUUUUCCUGGUGUUAAGGAAGAACGCUACACUAAAGUUAGAAUAUCCGAUGAAAGUCAAUUACAUACAGUGGGUAUUUUUUUACUAGUGUUAAGACUUGGCUAUUUUUCUUUGAUUCAUACUCAUUCAUCAACCUCAUAUAAUAAGGAUGAUGAAAGUAUGAUAAGGGAUCUGAAAAGAGUUCCAACUGAUGUUUUUGUCAAAAUUAUAAAUAUGUGUGUUAGUGAGGCGGGUAUAAGUACAAGAUCAACUUUCCAAUUAGUGCAAGCCAUGGCAUUAUAUCAUUUCUAUAGAUCCGUUUCCCCUAAUGAUUGUCUUGGAUUGACCAAUUGUGAUUCCCAAAUCUUAUUAGGAUCUGCUAUCAAGCAUGCGACCUCAAUUGGUUUACACCGUGAUCCUUCAAAUUUCAAAGGUUCACAAUUUCUUGACGAUAAUAAAAAUGUUGUUAAGUCAUGGAGAAGUUUAUGGAGAUACUUGGUUGAUCUCGAUGCAAAUAGCUCAAUCCAUAGUGGGGUUGAUUUAAACAUCAAAAAUUUGGAUUCUAGUGAUACCCGAUUAGAUCUGGACCCAAAUGAACCAAAUUUUAUGGAUCCCUCAAUUGACGCAACGAACAAGAUUAACCAUCUUUACCGAAAUUUAUGUUUAAAAAUCACUAAUCUAAGAAAUAAACCAACGGUUGUUGAUAUUCUAAAAGAAACUUGCCAGCUUGAGCAAUUUUUUGCGGAUUAUUUUGGUAAGGAUUUCUUUAAAGAAUAUAUUUGUACACCAGUCAGUGCAAAUGAUCAAGGCGAUACCGAACAUAAUCAACGAACUUUAAAAGUCUUAAAAUACGUUUCGUUUGUUCAUUUAAGAACCAACUUAUCGUGUUGUUAUUACAUGAUUUGUGCUCAUUAUGAAGAAAAAUGGGAUGCUUCCAAAAUCCCAGCAUCCAAUGCAGGAAUUGAACUUUUCAAGAUAUUCACCAGAAGCGUGAUUCAAUUAAUUUACAUUAUGACCUAUGUUUUAGAUAAUUCAGUGGAACUAUUUGGUAAAAAUUAUGAUUACCUAUUAACUGCAACGAAUGAAAGAUGCAUGAUGAAAUGCCAUAUGUUUUUAACAUCCUUCUUUAUGCGUCUUUUGCAUCAUAAAAAAUCACUUACCAAAAAAUUACAAAAGGCUAACGAAAAACCAUUAAAUAAGUCUGAGUUACAAACCGUACAAAAUUUGGAAUUAAGAUUAGAGGCAACUGAUGCUUUAUUUCGCAUUGCACUAAUUGAAUCAGAACUCUUUGUGGGGACCUUUAGAAGAUUGAGUAAGAAUUAUGUAAAUUCUUACCGAGUCUAUGUUAUGUCAUUCUUUGUCUUGAAACAAAGUAUGGAAGAUCCAGAACGUAUUCUUGAAUCUACUGACGCCAACUUCAUUGACCAAUCGAACAUGAUCGAAUUCUUAACUACUGGCGAUUUACAAAAUUUGGGUAAAUUAUGUGAAGAAUUCAGAAUUGCAAAACUAGAGCUGGAUAAAAGACAUAAAGAUAGAACUAGACGUCUUCAAGAAAACCAAGUCCCUAAUGAAAAUCCUGAAAGACAGCCGGACCCCUCCGCCUCUGUCAGUACAAUCAACCUUCUUUCUGAAAAUUCUCAUCCUACUUCGUUAGACUCUAUUCCAAAUGAUGCUGACUCCUCAAGUAACGAUUCUGAUAUAAGUCCAAUUGCCUUUUUAUUCAACGGUGAGUUUGGCAGCUUCGAUGAUAAAUCCCUCUAUCCAAUGGGUAAUUCCAUAAAUGAAUACCUGACCAGUGAAGACUUGUUGAAACUAUUUGCAGUCUACGGAAAUAACGAACUCUUUGAUGUACAAUAACUACGGGGAUAACCCCAAUACAAAAAAAAUUAUAUAUAUUCUAAUGUACUAUAUUAAUCUACAUAAAAUAAAGCAACUUAUUCC
Molecule: messenger RNA, 4021 nt
Organism: Hyphopichia burtonii NRRL Y-1933
Lineage: Eukaryota; Fungi; Ascomycota; Pichiomycetes; Serinales; Debaryomycetaceae
Gene: ZCF13
Product: Zcf13p
Exons: 1
Coding region: 263-3937 (1224 amino acids)
Biological process (GO): DNA-templated transcription; regulation of transcription by RNA polymerase II
Cellular component (GO): nucleus
Molecular function (GO): zinc ion binding; RNA polymerase II cis-regulatory region sequence-specific DNA binding; DNA-binding transcription activator activity, RNA polymerase II-specific
Source: RefSeq, a predicted model, not a curated record